CCAGAAACUUGCAAUUGUAAUUAUGCACCACAUAUUUGUUUGAACUAGUCUCAAAUUAUUUUGUUUUGAUUUGCACAAGAAAAAGAAGUUGUGAUUAGUUCUGGUGUCUCGCCUUUUGCUCCACUUUCAACUUCUGUUCCUGCAGGUACUUGUUGUUAAUUGAUGACGUAUGGUCUGCAAGUAUGCUGGAAAAUAUUAUAAAAGAACUUCCUGAUGAUAAAACCAGCAGAAUAAUAGUUACGACGCGGUUCCAUUCUGUGGCUACACCCAAAAGAGACACAGAACUUCGUCGAGUCACUGGUCUUGCUGAAGAAAAAUCCAAGAAAUUAUUUGAGCAGGCCUUCUCUGAGUCCAAAGGAAACAAAGAUGUUGCUAUUAUAUGGCCUCAAGAUUUUUCUGCACCACCCAACACAGAAGAAGUCAUCGCCCAGGAUGUGCCCAGGGAAACUAGGGGCCGAAUCCAGCCACAUUGGCGACUCAAUAUUUUGACACACAAAGUGCGCACAAGAAUACUGCUGAGAAGAGUACGCCGUCCAACGAAGAAAAAACAUGUCCAUUCAUGUAAGCAAGGCACCCCUGAAACUGAAAGCCAAGGUAGUGAAGAUGCCACUGUCCCCAAUGAAGUCUGGAAGAUGUGUGGGGGGCUGCCAUUGGCCAUAGUUACCAUGGCUGGUCAUGUGGCCUGCAACCCGGACAAAUCAUUGAAGGAUUGGUCCGACGUUUGCAGCUCUCUAUUCCCGGAGUUAGGACAAGAUCAUAUCAAAAAACUUACGCAGGAGGAAGUGGGUAGGAUCAUUAGCUAUUGCUAUGACGACAUGCCUGCGGAAAUCAAGACUUGCUCGAUGUAUUUGAGCAUAUUUCCGAAGGGUGACAGAAUCAGCCGGAAGCGUUUGACAAGGCGAUGGAUAGCCGAGGGCUUUGUCCGCGAGAAGCAUGGGCUGAGUAUGGAAGAAGUUGCAGAGACGUAUUUCAAUCAUCUCAUAAGAAGGAAGAUCAUCCGGCCAGUGGAGCACAGCAGCAAUGGAAAGGUAAAGAAAUGCACAGUUCAUGACAUGGUUCUCGAGCACAUUGUAGCAAAGGCAAGCGAAGAGAAUUUCAUCACCGUAGUUGGUGGUAACUGGCUAAUGCAGCCAUCUAGCAGCAAGGUCCGUCGGCUGUCCCUCCAAGCCUGUGAUUCCAACCGUGCAAAGGAUACAGAAAAGAUGAACAUGUCACAUGUUCGAUCAGUAACCAUGUUUGGAAGUUUGAACAACCAGUUGCAUGCCCAUUUGUUCAAGCUUGAAAUUGUGCAGAUCAUGGAUCUUGAAGGAUGCAAGGGUUUUAAACAGCACCAUAUCAUAGAGAUUUGCAGAAUGGUUCUGCUCAAGUAACUCAGCCUGCGGGGGACUGACACUAAAUGCCUUCCAAGUAAGAUAAAAAAGCUUAAGAACCUUGAGACUCUCGACAUAAGAGAGACAGAUAUUGUCGAGUUGCCAGCCACCAUAUGCCAGCUUGAAUGGCUGGUUAACAUACUUGGUGGCAAUAAAACAACACGGAAGGCACUGAAGCUUCCAGAAGAGUUGAACAGUAGAAAGAAAAUGAAGGCUUUGCGCAUACUGUCGGGGAUUGAGAUUGAUGAGGCAUCAGUGGAUCUUCAUCAUUUGACUGAGCUGAGGAAGCUUGCAAUCUACAAGCUGAAUACCAAGGGGAGCACUGCAAAUUUCAAAGAUUUAAUCUCCUCUAUUGAGUACCUCGGUGGCUAUUCUCUACAGACCCUUGUAAUUGAUGACGAGUCAUCGGAGUUUAUCAAAUCACUAGAUGACCUGUCAUCCCCUCCGAAAUUUCUUAUUGCCCUUGAGUUAUCAGGCAAGAUGGCUAAGCUCCCCAAUUGCUUGCAACACCUCCAUACUCUCAGCAAGUUAACCCUUUCUGUUACAGCUCUCCGGACUGAUAACUUAAAGGAUCUCAGCAACCUAGAGGCAUUGUUUUCUCUCACCUUUUCUUUUAGGGAAAAAGGGCAGGAUCGAGAAACACUGGCCAUUGUCGCAGAAAAUAAGAUGUACUCCAAGGGGAAGGUCACAGUUCCAGCAGAUGGCUUUAAGAGUCUUAAGCUUAUGCGCCUCUUUGUCUCUGGUCUUGUCUUGCCAUUAUUGAGCUUCUCCAAUAAGGCUAUGCCAGACCUGGAAAGGCUUGAGCUACGUUACAACAUGCUGGAGGGCCUUUAUGGGGUAGAAAACCUUGCAAAACUCAAGGAGGUGCAUUUUACAUCAGACGCCAAAGCUAAUGAAGGUACCAUGACUAAGGAUAUAGUAGCAGAGAUAAAUAAUGCACUGAGUAUUAAUGGGAAAACAUCCAAGAUAAUCGUUCACAACUGACUGAUUGAGAUGAAACCAACAUGUGUUGCUUUCUGUGUGUGUCUAAGUUUGGCAUCAUUGCAUUUUUACUUGUACUCGCUUUUUUUCCUGCUGCUUUAGGAUGGCGCAUCACCUUCGUGCAUCCUAUGAGCGUGCCUAAUGGCUUAUCCAUUGUGUUUGUGUGUGUGAAAUAAAUUUGAUAACUAUUGGAGAAUGUGGGUGUAUUAUAUUGUAUUUACCUCUGGACAUCUAUCAGAAGUUAUGUAAGUGACUA
Molecule: messenger RNA, 2607 nt
Organism: Triticum aestivum (bread wheat)
Lineage: Eukaryota; Viridiplantae; Streptophyta; Magnoliopsida; Poales; Poaceae
Product: disease resistance protein Pik-2-like
Exons: 2
Coding region: 183-1370 (395 amino acids)
Biological process (GO): defense response to other organism
Molecular function (GO): ADP binding
Source: RefSeq, a predicted model, not a curated record